Messenger RNA from Sphaeroforma arctica JP610, 861 nucleotides. RefSeq lists its product as hypothetical. The transcript has a single exon. The coding region runs from base 1 to 861 and encodes 286 amino acids. The record is from RefSeq and is a predicted model, not a curated record. Lineage: Eukaryota; Ichthyosporea; Ichthyophonida.
AUGGAGAUCCAGGAGUAUGCCUGUAGCGUGUUGGGUAAUCUGAUGGUGGAUAAUGACGCCACCAGAGAGUGUGGGCACGCGUGCAGUAUACACCUGGACGUUCAGAAAGCCAUGCAGGAGUUCAGUAUGGAGUGUAGUGUCAUGUACGAGGCGUGCUGGGCCUUGCAGAACUAUAUGGACGGUUGUAGUACCCAUAGCGCUCAGGAGGAGACCCACACACUCAAUACCGGUAAAAACCGGAACGUGGCUGCCUGCGGACAAGCGGAACUGCACCAAGAGAUUCAGAGCGCUAUGAGCGAGCACGCCCACGAUGCUGACCUGCAGGUAGAGGCACUGUGUGCAUUGGGGCACUACUGUCUGGAGGAUGCAAACCGGGUUAAAGCGGGACAGAGUGAUACGCAUCUAAGUAUACAACAGGCCUUGAGACACCACAUUACCGAUAGAAACGUAGUGUACAGCGCGUGUGGGGCUCUGGCCAAGUUGUGCCUGAACCUGGAGAGCACCCAUCGAGCCGGGGAAGCCAAUUUGCACCUGGAUGUACAGGUUGCUAUGCAACGGUAUAGCACACCCCGCGAUAUACAGUUCAGAGCGUGUGCGGCGCUGUGGAUGUACUGUGCUGAUGCAGAGAACCGGGAGAGGGCAUUCAGUGUCAAUGUGCACGUAGAGGUGCAGAAGGCUAUGAUACAGUUUUCCAUGGAUGUUGACCUACAGUGUCAAGCGUGUGGUGCUUUGGGUAUCUUCUGUGAGAAUUGCUAUAGCAAGUACUACCAACUGGCGACGCAUAUACUCAACAAGACCAAUCCCGCCGAGGCCGUGCCUACGAUGACUACAGAACAUCUGAUGAUAGAACUCGCGAAGUGA